Molecule: messenger RNA, 3045 nt
Organism: Leptomonas pyrrhocoris
Lineage: Eukaryota; Euglenozoa; Kinetoplastea; Trypanosomatida; Trypanosomatidae
Exons: 1
Coding region: 574-3045 (823 amino acids)
Source: RefSeq, a predicted model, not a curated record
GAAAAAGAAAGUAGAAAAUAUAUUUUACGUGUUCUCCGUCUACAAGAUUCUUUUCCCUUUGACAACUGUUUUGCUUUUACUUGCUUGUUUCACAUUGUUCCUCUCCCAGCUGACUCCUGUCACGUCUCCCCGCACACGUCUACGUGUACGCAACGAGCCCGAAGCUGCUCUGCUCACCACGACCGGCUUUCGAAGUACGCCGCUGCAUCACUGGUGCACAUCGUGUUGUUGUUUUCUUCAUUGUUAUUUCUCUACCGUUUUUGUUGGCUUCUGCUACGUGCUUUACCCUUUGAUCUUUACCCUUCUCCCUUCCUUCUUUCCUUCACGGCGGCUGCGUAGGCGGUGAACGCGUCCGUCGCUCUUGCCGAGUUUUGCAUUGCUCGCCUUCGCUUCCCCAGUGUCUCUUCUGGCGUGGUCGAGAGAGUAUUUGCCGCUCCCUUUAUAUCUUCUGCUGUCGCGACGCCGACGAGCGUUUUAGUAGCUUGUUCUUCUUAUUAGUGUUGCUCGUAAAAGGCGGACCUGUUCGCCUCCACCUCCGUCAAACAGCCACAUCGAAUCAACGCCGCCGUCGCGAUGCCGAAGGUGGCUGAAAACGUGCCGGUGAAGGUCACCGUGUCGAAGAUGACGCUGGAGGUGCCGAAGUCCUUCUUUGAUCAGGCGGCCCUCCGCGCCGCGAUCUUUGUGGGCCGCAAAGGCCGCAGUGCCGCGACGCGACGCACAAAGUGGUUCACGCUGGCCGACCCGUCCCUCGUGCCGUCCCGCACGCGGCAGUCUGUGGCGCUGCCCACAUCACACCUCAGGGGCUCGCAGCGGGGCUCGAUGGUGGUCGAGGACGAAGCCGCAGGGGGGGAGCAACACCAUGUGGAGGAGACGCCGGUGGAGAUGGCGGUGCUGGAGUACAGCGGCAUCAACACCGUUGUGUACGACGUGGACAUGAGGCCGCUGAACAUCUUCGAGGGCGACUGGGUCUUUGACCAGAAGACGACGCACCCGAUGACCGUCUUCGCCAAAAUCCUCGUGAAGAACCGCCCAGGCGCCCGCGGCGGGGGCGGAAAAUCAGAGUUGGAGUCGAACCUAAACGAGAUGCUGCAGAUGGAUCAGGACGACAUGGAGAGCGACGAGGACGAGUCGGACGGCUUCAGCAACGAGCACGACGACGGCGGCGCGCACGACGACGACUCGGCGCUCUCCAUAUCGCUCACGGGCGUCAACCUGACCGAAGCGCAGAUGACCGCCUUGAAGGGGACGGAGAACCCGAACGAGGUGGUGAUGAACCAACUGCGUCGCGCCGUGGACUGCAAGAAGCGUUACCUGCAGUUCCCGAAAGCCAUCGACGUCGCCACCAUCGUCAACACCAAGGCCAAGACGGCGGACUUCUGCGAGCGCCUGAUGUGCAAGAAUGCGGCGCUGCUCGGGUCGACGCUGUCCUUCACCGUCGCGGCGGAGCUGCCGCUUGAGAAGCUGUCGAAGUUUGAGGACAAGGCGAAGUCGAAGGAGGACAAGGAGGAGAUCAAGCGCCGUGAGAAGGAAGAGAAGGGCCUCGAGAAGGAGCGCAAGAAGGAGGAGAAGGAGGAGAAGAAGCGGCGCGAGAAGGAGGAGAAGAAGUCGGGCAAGAAGGAGGAUAAGGUGUACGGCACCGACAUCACCGACGCGCAGAACCCGAGCGGCGCUAAGAACGAGCCGAAGAGCCUCUUACCGAACGCUGCGUCGCAGCAGCAGCCGACGACGCCGGAGGGCUCCAAGAAGAAGAAGUCCGGCUUCCCGCCCCUGGAUCUCGUGAAGGGCCUCUUCACGAAGGAGGAAAAGCCCGAGCAGGCCACGCCCUUCACCGUGAAGCUCACUUCCACCCCGUACCCCUUCCUCGUCAUGCUCUACGACUUCCAGCUCAGCAAGCUCGUGAUGGAGCCCGUGAACUACCGCGCCGUGCAUAUUCGCCUCGGCACCGAUGCCCCGUCCACCGAGGACUUCCCGCGUUUACUGCUCGACACAACGAAGCCGAACACACAAACGGAGUCCACCAUCACGUGGUACGAUGGCAGCACCCGCAACGUCACCAGCUUCCACUUUGACCACUCGCGCAUCUUCUUUGGCGAUAAGGCCAUCCGCCACAUCACGGGCUUUGCGACGCUACGGGCACUGCAGGAGCACGAACGGCAAUACCACGAGGCGAAGAAGGCCGCACCGGCGGAGUCGAACUCCCCGCACCGCGAGUCCGCCGACAACGACUUGUUUCGCGAGCAGCUCAUGAAUGUCGGAACGCAGUUCCAACCCAUCACCUUCGCACCGACGAAGUACAGCACGAACGGCAAUCAGGCCCUCGCCACGAAGUUCACCCGCGUGACGGCGCAGCUGAUUGUGGCGGAGAACGUCGUCGGCGAGGUGCACCCGAGCGAUGCCGCGGAGAAGGAGGCGUUUGUCCACAAGCUGAAGAAGGAGCAGAAGCAAAAGAAGAAGGAGGAGAAAGACCGCGUGAAGGCGGAGAAGGAGGCGGAGAAGGCGGCGAAGAAGGCCGAGAAGAAGAAGGACGACGCGGCGGCCGCAGCAGACGCAGAGUCGAGCCGCAACACGUCGCCCGAGGCGGACAACGCGGCCAGCACGGCCACGACGAUGACCUCCGCGAGCUCCAAGAUCGGCGAGGAGAACCAUGCGGACGACGGCGCCGAAGGAAAGGAGAAGGCCGACGACGCGGAGGGAGGGGAGGAGGACAAGCCGACCUUUGAAGCCGGCGGCGAGGACCGCCUGGAGGCGUCUGAGGCAGCCUCUGCCACGCCCGAGGCGGGCAAGAAGGACAAGAAGGAGAAGCAUGAAAAGGACGGCGCGAAGAUCGUGCUGAACCAAUCAAACUCCUUCCAGCUCAGCACGUACGUGAUGAACGAGGACUUCAUACCGCAGGACGGUCUGCAAUAUCACAUUCUCUUCCAGACCGGCGAGGAGCUGACCUUCCGUGCGCGUCGCUUCUUCUUGCCGUCGGUGUGCAGCUUUGGCGAUGAGGGCUGCACGCGUGAGACGACGCUGAACGACUACCUGAACUCGGCGGAGGAGUAA